Budorcas taxicolor (takin) is the source of this 482-nucleotide messenger RNA. RefSeq names its product C-C motif chemokine ligand 1 (gene CCL1). Gene Ontology annotation, cellular component: extracellular region. The transcript has 3 exons. Gene Ontology annotation, molecular function: CCR chemokine receptor binding; chemokine activity. Gene Ontology annotation, biological process: cellular response to tumor necrosis factor; monocyte chemotaxis; lymphocyte chemotaxis. The coding region runs from base 63 to 344 and encodes 93 amino acids. The record is from RefSeq and is a predicted model, not a curated record. NCBI's taxonomy places the organism in Eukaryota, Metazoa, Chordata, Mammalia, Artiodactyla, Bovidae.
ACUCUUUGCAUCACCAGAAUCACUGAGACCCUUGCAGCGAGGUCUGAGCCGGACAACCCGAGAUGAAGCUCAUCAUCCCCGCACUGGUGUGCCUGCUGCUGGCAGGGAUGUGGUUACAGGAUGUGCACGCCAAGAGCAUGCACGUGCCAUCCUCCAAUUGCUGUUACAUGACAGUGAAGAGAAAGAUUUCUCCGAAGAAAAUCCUAUGUUACAAGCACAUCAGCUCCACCUGCUCCCACGAAAACCGUCUAAUAUUGAAGCUGACUGGAGGCCUAGAGGCUUGUGUCUUCCAAAAAGACUCAUGGGUUCAGGCUUAUUUAAAGAGGAUAAACCCCUGCCUGUGAAAGGAAAUGUGAACUGAUCCCUUCUCAUCCUGGACUCAGGACACCACGUGGCUUCACUUGUCUAACUUCACAUCAGUCCUUCUGCCCCAUCUUCACCGGGUCACUCCAAAGGGUCUGCUGGGUUCUAAUAAGCUAUGU